Aspergillus ruber CBS 135680 is the source of this 591-nucleotide messenger RNA. RefSeq lists its product as uncharacterized. The record is from RefSeq and is a predicted model, not a curated record. The transcript has 3 exons. Bases 1 to 591 code for a protein of 196 amino acids. Lineage: Eukaryota; Fungi; Ascomycota; Eurotiomycetes; Eurotiales; Aspergillaceae.
AUGAAGCUCACUCUCCUCAUCCUCUCCUCCCUCCUCACCCUGGCCCUAAGCCAGGAAAUCUACCCCAGCGUUUCCGAAAGAGAUAGCUGCGUUGCCAGAUGCAAUACGGGCGACUUCUGCUGUGUAACCCAAUGCCACGACCUCCUCUGCGGCAACAUUUACAACACCAACGACGCCAUCCGCUGCAUGACCGGCUGUCCAAUCGGAGUCGGGACGCCAGAGCAAGUCGUCGCCUUAUCCAGAUGUCGUGAAGACUGUAUCUUGAAUAAUUACUCUUCAUCCUCGACAUGGACGUCAGCGUCGUCGACUAGUACUGCCUCUUCCACGUAUUCCAGCACGAGUACCUACAGUUCCAGUACCAGUACAAGCACAUCCACCGGUGCAGCUAGCACCGCCACUUCUUCGCCUGCCAGUGCGGAGACUAGUAGCAGCAGUACUAGCACUAGUACGAGUACGACUAUCAUUACGCCUACUGCUACUGGUUCUGGGUCUGAGCCUGAGAAGACUUCGAAUGUGGCUGCGGUUAAUAACUUGCGGUUCGGUGCGCUUGCGACUGGUUUUGUUGGGUUUUUACUGGCUUUCUUGGUGUAG